UUGACACAUUAAUUGGCAACAAGUAUUUGUGCGGUGCCUUCACGGGUUUCCCUCAUUGCCUUCCAACUCGUAACAAAUCAAUUGUAAUCAAAGCAAAAAUUUGUGUUCCCAUCGCCAUUUCCCUUGGAUUCUUAGUUCUUGGGGGCUUUCUCCUAUGUCGACGCAUGGUCAAGAAAACCCAAUUUGAGUCAAGAAAAGAAACAAAGCAUGGGAACUUGUUCUCGAUAUGGAAUUAUGAUGGACAUAUUGCAUAUGAAGACAUCGUUGAAGCAACUGAGGACUUUGAUAUAAAAUACUGUAUUGGAGCCAGUGGUUAUGGCAAUGUUUACAAAGCAAAAUUACAUAGUGGAAAAGUAAUUGGCUUGAAGAAACUUCAUCGAUUGGAGGCUGAGAACCCAACUUUUGAUAUGAGUUUCAGAAACGAGGUAAAAGUGUUAACAGAGAUUCGCCAUCGAAACAUUAUAAAACUUCAUGGGUUCUGUUUACAUAAGCGAUGCAUGUUUCUGGUUUACGAGUACAUGGAAAGGGGAAGCCUAUUUUGUAUCCUAAAUAAUGAUGUUGAAGUAAUAGAAUUGGAUUGGAGCAAGAGAUUAAACAUCAUCAAAGGCACUUCCCACGCUUUAUCUUACAUGUAUCAUGAAUGCAUUCCAGUAAUUGUUCAUCGAGAUAUAACAAGCAACAAUAUUUUAUUGAACAAUAAACUAGAGGCUUUUGUCUCUGACUUUGGCACAGCUAAGCUCCUUGAUCCUGAUUCCUCCAACCAAACGUUAGUUGUCGGCACUUACGGUUACAUUGCCCCAGAUCAUGCCGGAGAUGUUCAUAAGAUUUUUGAAGAAUCUACAAUUUUCAAGCCUAACCACAGUGCCAAAUUGCCCAAACUGCAAGCAAGAAGGCAUGAACAGCAAGACCAGCCAACAGAAAAGCCUAAACAAAGAGCUAAAUGCUUAAAAGGGAAGCUGUUAAGGCAGAGGAAAGAGCAACCAGUAGAGCCUAAGCAGCAAGAUCAAGAGUCACAACAGCAUGCAAAAAGUCCAAACAGCAGGAGCAACAAGCAAAAGAGCCUGCUAAACAAGUCAAAAUGCUUAGACAACUUUCAGGGAGAUUAUAUGGAGGCCCUGGAGGCCCUUCAUAAUAUGCAUGUAUCAUGA
Alnus glutinosa is the source of this 1148-nucleotide messenger RNA. RefSeq names its product MDIS1-interacting receptor like kinase 2-like. Gene Ontology annotation, molecular function: protein kinase activity; ATP binding. The transcript has 4 exons. The record is from RefSeq and is a predicted model, not a curated record. Gene Ontology annotation, biological process: protein phosphorylation. Bases 165 to 1148 code for a protein of 327 amino acids. NCBI's taxonomy places the organism in Eukaryota, Viridiplantae, Streptophyta, Magnoliopsida, Fagales, Betulaceae.